CAGGUCUCUUUCUACCACCAUCUUUCUCCCAGAAUCUUUCUCCCAUGAUCUUCCUCUCAUCGUUUUCCUCUCAUCAUCUUCCUUCCAUCAUCCUCUUCCCAGCAUCUUCGUCCCGGUCCUCCAAAUGCCUCGCAAAGUCUGCCGAAUUCGUCGCCGCGCCGGUGAACCCCUCGGCCUAGCAAUAUAUCCCGCAGAAACUUUCAUGAACCUCCCCCGCGAAGUCCGAGAAAUGAUCUACGAACAUCUUCUCAUAGACUCCUCUCCCAUCAUCGUCUACUCCGAACCGCCAGAUCCACCAGAUGCCGCCAAACGCGCACGAACUCAUUCUUGGUCUUCGAAAUAUCCCCAUCUCACCCUUGGUCUCUUGCACGUGAAUAGGACGAUAGCCAUAGAAUCCGCAUCCCUGUUCUAUGCCCACAACACCUUCAAAUUCGGCGACUUGCACCACCCCACACAGCCUCAGCAUUAUGGUUUCCCCGACCACACCGGCAUCGAGUACUGGGAUGCCAUCUACUCCUUCCUCUACUGCAUCGGCCCCCAAAACCGCGCCCGUCUCCGCUCCAUCGAGGCCGACAUCUCGCGUCCCCCGCCCGUCAUAAAGGACACCGACGGCACAGUAUCCUCGCGUAUACCUGGCUCCUGGAUGCGUAAAGUGCAUUCUAGAGACCAGCACACGCGCAUCUAUCCCCCCGUAUACGAUGCGACGUGGCCCGAUUUUGCAUACGAUGACGUGUCUCCGGCCAUUGACGCCGUGUUUCGGAUCCUAGGGCAGCAGGGACUCAAGCUUCAGCUGAGUUUGAUUAUGGAAUAUGACAGGUGGCCUCAAUUGUACUACGAAGAGCAUUAUGUGAGCGGGUGGAGCGAAGAAGUACCGGACCAUGUGGAGGCGAUGCGGAAACGGUUUACUCUGCUCCAGAAUGGGGAGGGAGAGAGGGUGGAGGUGCUUUGGAAGGGAGGGGGAGAGAAGGGCCGGUUUGUAAGGAGUACAAAGAGUCUAGUGGAGGGGGGCUGGGAAAUAGUAGAUGUGCAGGAUAUCUAUGGGCCACCUGCGGAAUUCACAAGUCGAAUACGUCUCACAGCGUCAGUCUGUUUUACACUGAAAAGGAAGGCAGUUACUAGCAUGUAAGACAAGGGGAUAGUACUGUGGUUGGGGGAUGAUGCCGGCUCAAAAAAGCCGAGAUAAUAGGGCCGCUUCCGGAAGGGCGAAUAGAUAGCGACGAGUUUCCGAAGAAGAUUAAAGUAGUAAAUCUACCUUAGCAAUGCAACGGGAUUAUACCAGCAGUUGGUUGAUCUGCGAC
Molecule: messenger RNA, 1298 nt
Organism: Mytilinidion resinicola
Lineage: Eukaryota; Fungi; Ascomycota; Dothideomycetes; Mytilinidiales; Mytilinidiaceae
Exons: 1
Coding region: 125-1126 (333 amino acids)
Source: RefSeq, a predicted model, not a curated record